This is a messenger RNA of Oppia nitens, 1309 nucleotides long. Its product is annotated as replication factor C subunit 3-like. Gene Ontology annotation, biological process: DNA-templated DNA replication; DNA repair. The transcript has a single exon. Gene Ontology annotation, molecular function: DNA binding; DNA clamp loader activity; ATP hydrolysis activity. Gene Ontology annotation, cellular component: DNA replication factor C complex; nucleus. The coding region runs from base 164 to 1282 and encodes 372 amino acids. Lineage: Eukaryota; Metazoa; Arthropoda; Arachnida; Sarcoptiformes; Oppiidae. The record is from RefSeq and is a predicted model, not a curated record.
AUUGCCCGCCAAAGUGUUUGGUUAUUAUAUGUGUAUUGUAUUUGUAUUUAUAAGUCAAACAAACAAACAAUUAUUUUUAGUUAAUCAUUGAAAUCAAUCAAUUGAUCGGACAAUUAGCUAACAACCCGAACACACGCUGACCACCAAACAGUAGUAGUUAGCUAUGUCUUUAUUGUGCGACAAAUAUCGGCCGACAACACUGGCCAAGUGUGACUUCAAUCAGCAACAAUGUCAACGUAUGCGACGGCUAAUAUCGACCGGCAAUUUCCCGCAUCUACUGAUCUACGGACCGUCGGGUUCGGGCAAGAAAACCCGUGCCUAUGCACUGCUGCGCGAGGUGUUCGGCGUCGGUGUCGAGCGGCUAAAACUGGAACACAAACAAUUCGAGACCAGCUACGGCCGCAAGUUUGACCAGACAGUAAUGUCCAGUAACUAUCACCUCGAAGUUAAUCCGAGUGACGCCCAGUUUUUCGAUCGGCUGGUCGUCCAGCAGCUGAUCAAAGAGUUGGCUACCAGUGCAUCGCUGACCGACAAACAUAAGUUCAAAGUUGUCGUAAUCACCGAAGCCGACCGAUUGACUCGCGAAGCCCAACACGCCCUGCGCCGUACACUCGAGAAGUAUGUGGUCACCUGUCGUGUGAUACUUAUAGCCGAAAGCGCGUCGCCAAUCAUACCGGCCGUCAAAUCGCGAUGUUUGUUGUUGCGUAACGGAGCGCCGACUUCGGCCAAUAUAUCAUCAGUACUCGUAUCGGUGGCCAAAAAGGAGUGCUUUUCGUUGUCCGCACAGAUGGCCGACAAAAUUGCCAACGAUUGCGAUCACAAUCUUCGCAGAGCACUACUGAUGCUCGAGACGUAUAAUGUUCGCCAAACGGGUCUCAACACUGCCGGCACACACACUACGGGUCUGAUUGAUGUACCGCAACCCCAAUGGCGACAACAGUUGGCCAGUUUGGCCAAAAAGUUAACGGAAUCGCCGUCAAUGAAGAAAGUACUAGAAAUCCGAAGCGCAUUCUACGAACUGCAGACACAUUUGGUACCAAACGAUCUAAUAGUUCGCCAGUUGACCAAAGAUUUGCUGAAGAGAUGUCUGGACGACCCGAUGAAGAGCCGACUGAUGCAAAUGGCCGCCGAUUGCGAACAUUGGAUGCGUUUGGGAUCCAAACCGAUCAUCCAUUUGGAAGCGUUUGCCAUCAAAUUCAUGAACUUAUGGAAGAGUAGUGUCGAUGGCCUACAACUCGAUGAUAUCGAUGGCGAUACGGAUAUGAUGUCUAUUGUCUAUUGAUUGAAAUGUUAAAACAUUUUUUUUAGU